UAUGCCCACACAAGCAUUCGGAAGUCUGGAGAGACUUUUAUAGUUGAAAGACAUUUGUGUGUAACUUUGUUGUUCUGCUAUGUUGUCCCGCCAUCCAUUUCCUGUGGGUGACAAAGAACCGGUUCCUGCCCUUCCUUCCUACACCAUCCCGGUGUCUUCAGGAGAGUGGGCAGAGAAGCCCUCGGACGCCUUCUCCUUCCUGCGGGAGCUCCAGGCCUUCCUGGGCGACGUCUUCCCCCUUCCCCCCGGGGAGGCCGUCUCCUUGAGGGUGCAGCUGCCGUCCCUGAAGUCCCUGCCCAGCCUGGCCCUGGGGCCGGCCUCCAGCGAGACGCUCCUGGUGGGGCUGCUCAACUCCUCCUCGCCCACCUUCUUCUCCUUCCCGCCCCUCCGCUCGGUGCGGCGGCUGGGCCGCGGGGGAGAGCUGGCCCUGCCGCCGGACCUGCUGGAGGAGCUCCGGAGGAAGCUGGGGACGCUGGAGCAGCAGGUGGAGGUGCUGAUGGGGGAGGUGGCGGUGGAGCAGAAGGCCGUUCGGAGCCUGGAGCGCCUCAAGGCUCUCAGUGCGCUUCCCAGGGAGGUGCGACCAGCAGGAGAGCUCCAGUACAGAGCCUUCCUGCUGAUGCUAGCCCUACAGACGGUAUCGCAGGCCUACGAGAUCCAGAGAGGCCUGCGAGCCGCCAGAGCCGGUCAGGCCAGCGAGAGCAACAUCUGUAGGGUGCAGGAACACUAUAUGCAACUGGAAACGUAUGUGCUGUCGCCCUGCAGGGCCUCUAUCAAAAAAUGCACCGGGGUGUGCAGCUUCCCCCUGCACAACCCGACCAACCACGCCGUCGUGAUCUUUGACCAGAUCCAGAGCGGCGCCUUGCUGGACAGCUCCGUGUGCUGCGUGCCGGUGGCCUACGACUCCCUGCGGGUGGUGGAACUUAUGGAUGACGGGACCACCCUCAGCCACGUCAAGGAAAACAUGUUUGCCAAAGAAUGUGGCUGCCGCUGAAGAACCGCCUUGACUGUCGCGACUGAAGCGUUGUACACCUCUUGUGCUGGCGUUACGAGCAAGGCGGUUAAGGAAUACAUUGUACCCUUCCGAGGCUUGACUGAAAUAGAUCGUACAGAUGUUUUCCAAUUCCAUUUUUUCCUUCCCGAUUCCGAUUCCUGAACUUGAGCAUCGGCCGAUACCGAGUAUUUACCGAUACAGAACCUAGCAUUGUAACUAGUAAUAACACUUG
Gadus macrocephalus (Pacific cod) is the source of this 1223-nucleotide messenger RNA. RefSeq names its product anti-Mullerian hormone (gene amh). NCBI's taxonomy places the organism in Eukaryota, Metazoa, Chordata, Actinopteri, Gadiformes, Gadidae. The record is from RefSeq and is a predicted model, not a curated record. Gene Ontology annotation, biological process: gonad development. Gene Ontology annotation, molecular function: growth factor activity. Bases 80 to 991 code for a protein of 303 amino acids. The transcript has 3 exons.